AUGGAAGGAGCGUGUAUCAGCCUGUGCCGCUGGUCUACGUACAGCUGUGGCCGCGCACAUCUGGCCGCCUGUGUUUAUUUACGUGGUUCGGAAAGCGCGCUCCUCCGCUCGCACCCACUCGCGGGCCCGGCGCUCUUCUGCGCGCAGGACCUGCGUGGGACGCGCGCGCCCGCUCCGUGCUCGCUCGCCGGCGUGUUCGCGUGUCCCCGCGUGUUUGCGGCCACGUCCUCGGCUCCGCACGGCGACAACCCUCCGUGCUGUACAGCUGUGCGGAGCGACACGCUGCGGGAGCAGGGCUCGGUGCCGUGGCUGGACCUGCCAAGCUCCGGGCUGUGCGUCCAAGCACAUCGCGAUGGCAGCGGGAGCCAAGUCUUCGAAAGAGUUGGGUCCACCCGUGCCAAGACAGAGACGGGCCAAGUGUUGUGCCGGGCUGAGCGCGCUUUCCUCUCCAUCGACUUGUUGCAGUUUGUCUCUGCCUUUGAUCUCAAGCUCUCUGAAGCAAAGCUUGCCUGUGUUUCCAAGCUGGCGUGGCCAAGCACGAAGGGGGACCUGGAUUCGCAGGGAGACUUGGCUCCGCUUCGCCGCAUGACUGCGGCACUGGCGGUAGUUGGACCCAUUCGGCACGUGGCGGCGGCGUGGGUGAAAAGUGCUUGUGUGUCCCCCCGUGGCGUGUCGGCUGCCUUGCUGCUGCGCCUGGGCACGGCUUUGGAAGGAGGCAGUGGCCGCAUCCUGCUAGGAACCCGGGCUGUGGCCCUGGCACGGGUGACACCUCUGCCGGCAGAUCCCGAGAGGACGAGCACCCACAUGAUCUCGGCGGAUGAUGCCGAGUACCCGCGGGAAUACCGGACCUUGGGCAACGGCACCCGGCGCUUCUCCAACGUAGGGUUGGUGCACACCUCGGAGCGCCGGCACACCGUCAUCGCCGCCCAGAGCCUGGAGGCCCUCACCGGCCUCCAGAAGUCGGAGAUGGAGCGCAAGCGGGAUGCCUUCAUGGACCACCUGAAGAACAAGUACCCGCAGCACGCGCUGGCGCUGCGGGGACAGCAGGAACGCAUGCGGGACCAGCAACCCAACUACUGGAGCUUUAAGACGAGGAGCUCCCGACACUCCCAGGGCUCCCAGCCCGGCUUGGCCGAUCAAGCCAAACUCUCCUUCGCUUCGGCCGAAUCCCUGGAAACCAUGUCGGAAGCAGAGCUGCCCCUGGGGUUCAACAGGAUGAACCGGUUCCGGCAGAGCUUGCCCUUAUCCCGCUCCACCAGCCAGACGAAGCUGCGAUCGCCAGGGGUCCUUUUCCUGCAGUUUGGGGAUGAGACGAGGCGCGUCCACAUCACCCACGAGAUCAGCAGCAUGGACACUCUGCACGCCCUCAUUGUCCACAUGUUCCCCCAGAAGCUCACCAUGGGGAUGCUGAAGUCUCCCAACACUGCCAUCCUCAUCAAGGACGAGUCGCGCAAUGUCUUCUAUGAGCUGGAGGAUGUCCGUGAUAUCCAGGACAGAAGUAUCAUUAAAAUCUACAGGAAAGAGCCGCUCUACGCCUCGUUCCCAGCCUCGCACAUCACCAAUGGCGACCUAAGGAGGGAGAUGGUGUACACCUCCAGGGAAUCGUCUCCCACCCGCCGGCUGAACAACAUGUCCCCGGCUUCCCACCUCACUUCGGGCUCCCCUCCGCCAGUGCUCCAGUCCUCCUCGCCGUCCCGUUCCCGCAUGUCCUACAGCGGGGGCCGCCCACCUUCCUACGCCGGCAGCCCCGUCCAUCACAGCGAGCGUCUCUCCAACCUGCCGCCUGCCCAGGGCGUCUCGCCCAGUCCCAGCGCCAUCCUGGAGCGCCGGGAUGUGAAGCCGGACGAGGACUUGGCCGGCAAGAACGUGGUGCUGGUGAAGAACGAGGGGCUGUACGCCGAUCCCUACGGAAUGGUGCAUGAGGGCCGGCUCAGCAUCACCUCCACCCAGUCCCUGGCUGGCAUGGGAGACCCUUUUGGCUACUCGGGGGGGCUGUACAAGCGGGGGUCCGUUCGCUCCCUCAGCACCUACUCGGCGGCCGCCUUGCAGACGGAGCUGGAGGACAGCCUGUACAAGCCCAACGCGCCCAUUUACAGCGACACGUAUGGACCCGGCUUGGGUUUCCGCAUGCCCCCCUCUUCCCCGCAGAAGAUGGCUGAUGGUCGGCUGGUGGACGUGCAGCCAGGGCAAAGCCCGCACAGCCCCUACUCGGGACCCCCCAGCCGCUCCUCACCCGUCCGUCAGUCCUUCCGCAAGGACUCCUGCUCCUCCGUCUUCAUGGAAAGCCCCGUCAACAAGCCACGCAAUCCCAGCUCCUCUGGUCCUCCGGAGCUGUUUCCCGGCCCCAGCGAUCGCCCGCUCUCGGGGUUCGGCUCCCCUGGACCAGCUAAGGAUACGGAAACGAGGGAGAGGAUGGAGGCGAUGGAGAAGCAGAUCGCCAGCCUGACGGGGCUGGUGCAGAGCGCGCUGCUCCGUGGCUCCGAGGCCGAGACCCCCAGCGAGAAGACAGAAGCCACCAACGGCGGGACCCCCCCAUCAGCAUCCACCAGCCGCAGCGGCAUGGGGACACCGGUGCCCGCGCCCCCGCCACCCUCCGCCACCAGCACGCCGGCGGGGCAGCCCACUGCCAUCACCCGCUUGCACAUGCAGCUGCACCUCCACGACCUGCAGCAGAACGCCAGCGACCUCCGCAACCAGCUGCAGCAGCUCAAGAAGCUGCAGCUGCAGAACCAGGAGACGGUGAAGACGAUGCUGCGGCGGACGGAGACGGAGAUCAGCGUGCGGGUGACGGACACCAUGCGCAAACACGAGGACCCCUUGCAGCGCCAGCGCAGCUUGGUGGAGGAGGAACGGCUCCGCUACCUCAACGAGGAGGAGCUGAUCACCCAGCAGCUCAAUGACCUGGAGAAGUCGGUGGAGAAGAUCCAGAAGGAUUUGGCCCACAACCACCGGCUCAUCCCUGUGCAGGAGCUGGAGGAGAAGGCAGUGGUGCUCAAGCAGCUGGGGGAGACGCUGACAGACCUGAAGGCCCAGUUCCCCAGCCUGCAGAGCAAGAUGCGGGUGGUGCUGCGGGUGGAGGUGGAAGCAGUCAAAUUCCUCAAGGAGGAGCCGAACCGCCUCGACGGUCUGCUCAAACGCUGCAAGACGGUGACGGACACCCUCGCCCAGAUCCGCAGGCAAGUGGACGAGGGCGUGUGGACCUCCCCCAGCAACCUCAGCCAGUCCCCCAAGAAAGUGGCCCCUGAGACCGACUUCAGCAAAGGGCUGGAUUUGGAGAUGCCCACCAGCCCCCCAGUGAACCUCCACCACCUGACGGCUGUCACCGAGACCCUGGCCAUGCCCAGCUUUGGCAAUAACCCUUCCCGAGCUCCAGAGAUGGUACCCGCCAAGACCCAGACGGGGCCGGAGACCCCCAGCAAGAAGAGUGCGGACAAAGCUGUAUCUGUGGAGGCUGCCGAGCGGGACUGGGAGGAGAAGCGGGCAGCGCUGACCCAGUACAGCGCCAAGGACAUCAACCGUCUCCUGGAGGAGACGCAAGCCGAGCUGAUGAAGGCCAUCCCUGACCUGGAGUUCGCUGCCAAGCACAAGCAAGCCACGGGCAGCGGUAGCGCUGCCUCCACGCCUGAGCACAAACCCUCCAAGCCGCAGCACGCACCGAAGUCGGGGGGCAAGGGGGACCCCAACGGCCGCAGGGGAUCAGACGAACUGACGGUUCCACGGUACCGGACGGAGAAACCCUCCAAAUCGCCGCCACCUCCCCCUCCACGCCGGAGCUUCCCCUCGUCCCAUGGGCUGACCACAACCCGCAGCGGCGAAGUCAUCGUCACCAGCAAGAAGGAGCCUGGUUUUAUGAAGAAGGCCGAGUCGGAGGAGCUGGAGACCCAGAAGCCCCAGGUGAAGCUGAGACGGACGGUGUCAGAGGUGGUCAGGCCAGCGUCCACCCCUCCCAUCAUUGCGUCUGCCAUCAAAGACGACGACGACGAGGACCGCAUCAUUGCGGAGCUGGAGAGCGGUGGCGUUUCCAUCCCAGCCAUGAAGGUGGUGAACCCGGCAUCCCGGCUGAAGCAGAGCCAGCAGGGCAGCCCCGACAAAAGCAAGCACAUAAAGCAGCGGAUGGAGUACAUGCGGAUCCAGGGCCAGCAGCAGGCCGCUAGACCAUCUAAAGAGGCUAGUGAGACUUCCCCCGCGGUCUCAGAAAAACCCGCAUCUGGCAGAACAUCCAUCCCCGUAUUGACUUCCUUUGGGGCAAGGAACUCCUCCAUCUCAUUCUGA
Messenger RNA from Haliaeetus leucocephalus (bald eagle), 4272 nucleotides. RefSeq names its product SRC kinase signaling inhibitor 1 (gene SRCIN1). NCBI's taxonomy places the organism in Eukaryota, Metazoa, Chordata, Aves, Accipitriformes, Accipitridae. Gene Ontology annotation, biological process: regulation of dendritic spine morphogenesis. Bases 1 to 4272 code for a protein of 1423 amino acids. The transcript has 25 exons. The record is from RefSeq and is a predicted model, not a curated record. Gene Ontology annotation, cellular component: actin cytoskeleton; cytoplasm; postsynaptic density.